AGCUGGCGGGCGGGCGGGGCAGGGUUCGGCGGCGCCUGGCGAGGACCAAAGUGCGUCUGCAGACCAGGCAAAACCCAAUUGAGUUGGACAGCCAUGCCCAGGUACUGCCGGGCUCCGAACUGCUCCAACACUGCGGGCCGAUUGGGCGCAGAUCACCGCCCGGUGAGCUUCUACAAGUUCCCACUGAAGGACGGCCCCAGGCUGCAGGCCUGGCUGAGGCACAUGGGCCUUGAGCACUGGGUGCCCAGCUGCCACCAGCACCUGUGCAGCGAGCACUUCGCCCCCUCCUGCUUCCAGUGGCGCUGGGGGGUGCGCUACCUGCGGCCAGAUGCUGUGCCCUCCAUCUUCUCCCCGGCGACGUUCACCGAGAGGCAAGAGAAUUGCGGAAGCACCGAGAAACCAGUCAUGCCUCCGCCUCCGCCGGAGGCCACGUCCCUGUUCCCUGGCUCAGCCGGCCCGGCCCCGGGCCCCGUCCGCCUGGUGGUGCUGGGGCCAGCAUCCGGAGGCCCCGAGGCCCCAGCCACCGUGAUCCUGACUCCCCUACCCCUUCCGCCGGUUCCCGCGGGGCCGCGCCCUGGAGUCUCGGCCCAGCACCGCCGGGCUGGGCUGCACGCGGCGCUGAGAGCGCUGCAGCGGCGGGUGUGGAGGCUCCAGCGGCGCCACGAGCGGCACCAGGGGCGGCUGCGGGCUCUGGAACAGCUGGCGCAGCAGCUGUGCGCGGAGAGCCUGCUGGCACGGGCGCGCCAGGGCCUGCUGCGCGCGCUCCCUGGACCCCAGGAUUCCCAAGCCUUCACCAUCAUCUGUGGAGGGGCUGACAUUGCUGUGGUCCUAGCCCAAGGUCCUGCACCUCCCACGCUGGAUGCCAAGCUUGAGCUCCUGGACUCUCAGACUCCCAGUGCAUAAGGACCAGGACAGAUAAUGUCACAGGACAGAUGACAGAAGACAUAGAAGAGAGAGGCAUCACACAUGGGCUUGGCCCAGCCGCAGCACCCACGCCUGGGGCAAAGCAGUGUCUCCUUCAGUGCCUGGCUCCCGCUACUAGGGACCCCUAGGGACCCCUUGAAUCUUCGGGCUGAUCCGGGCCCAAGAUCCCUGUCAGCAGUGAUUACCCUGGGUAUCAGAUCCCUGCCAACCCCACCUGGAAUCUUUGCAGUCAGUAAAACACCCUCAGGAGUUCCCCAUUGGCUCAGCAGGUUAAGGAUCUGGCAUUGUCACUGCUGUGGCUCAGGUCACUGCUGUGGUGCACGUUUGAUUCCUAGCCAAGGAACUUCCACAUGCCUCUGUCAAGGCCAAAACAACAACAACCCAUCAGAGCAGAACAAGGGUUGUUUGGGGAGAGUUACAUCUGGUUCUGAAGAGCCCCUCGCACCCUUUGCCAGGCCUAGUACGAAGCUGGGAAUACGGCAGUGAACAUAGCUGACCGAAGUCCUGUCCUUAUGGUGCUCACACCCUGCUUGAGUAGAUGAACUAGUAAACUAAUAAACAAGAUAAUUUCAGAUGG
This is a messenger RNA of Sus scrofa (pig), 1501 nucleotides long. It is a transcript of the gene THAP8, whose product is annotated as THAP domain containing 8. The record is from RefSeq and is a predicted model, not a curated record. NCBI's taxonomy places the organism in Eukaryota, Metazoa, Chordata, Mammalia, Artiodactyla, Suidae.